CUCAACGGUCUUCAUUUCUUUCGCGCAGCUAGAAUUGCAGAAUGAAGGAGGUGAAGAGCGAGCGGGAGCGGGGGAGCCGGCGAAGGCACCGGGACGGGGACAUGGUGGCGGCGGCGGCGACGGUAGUGGUGAAGCAAGAGCGCCUCAGCCCGGAAGCCGCGCCUCCCGCCCACCGGCGUCCGGACUUCUCCGGCAGUAGCCCGUCCCCGCCGGCCGGCGAGCCGGGCCGCCCUGGCCACCGCGGGAACCGAGCCCGAGGAGUUAGCCGGUCCCCAGCCAAAAAGAAAAAUAAGUCCUCAGGGAGAAGAAGCAAGUCUCCGCGGAGUAAGAGAAGCCGAAGUCCUCACCACUCAACAAUCAAAGUGAAGCAGGAACGUGAGGAUCAUCCUCGAAGAGGACGGGAGGAUCGGCAGCACCGGGAGCCAUCAGAACAAGAACACAGGAGAGCUAGGAACAGUGACCGAGAGAGACACCGGAGCCAUUCCCACCAAAGGAGAACCUCUAAAGAAAGGCCUGGGAGUGGGCAGGCUCAGGGGCGGAAUCGAGACGUUCAGAACCUACAGGGUCAGGAAGAAGAGCAGGAGUUUUAUAACACCAGACGCCGGGAACACCGCCAGAAGAACGAAGUUGGUCGUAGUGGUAAUGAGUCUCAGGAGUUGCUUCCUCGACCUGGUGGCAACAAUAAAGAAAAAGAGGUGCCCGCUAAGGAGAAACCAAGCUUUGAACUUUCUGGGGCACUUCUUGAGGACACUAACACCUUUAGGGGUGUAGUCAUUAAAUAUAGUGAGCCGCCAGAAGCACGUAUCCCCAAAAAACGAUGGCGUCUCUACCCCUUUAAAAAUGAUGAGGUACUUCCAGUCAUGUACAUCCAUCGACAAAGCGCAUACCUCCUAGGUCGACACCGCCGCAUUGCAGACAUUCCAAUUGAUCAUCCCUCCUGUUCAAAGCAGCACGCAGUCUUUCAGUAUCGGCUUGUCGAAUACACCCGUGCUGAUGGCACAGUUGGCCGAAGAGUGAAGCCCUACAUUAUUGACCUUGGCUCAGGCAAUGGAACCUUCUUGAACAACAAACGUAUUGAGCCACAGAGAUACUAUGAACUGAAAGAAAAGGAUGUACUUAAAUUUGGGUUCAGUAGCAGGGAGUAUGUCUUACUCCAUGAGUCAUCGGACACUUCUGAAUUAGACAGAAAAGAAGAUGAGGAUGACUAUGAGGAGGAGGAAGUGUCUGACAGCUAGCAAACUAAGAAACAAACUAUUGAGACACCUUUUCCUUCUUGGAAGGCUUUGGGAUUGACUCAAAGGGCACUGUGGUGCUCUCUGUAAUGCCUCUUAUUGCCUUAAGUCUUUCCUCUGUUGCUGAUCAGCUAUGUUACAAUUUAAAAACACUGACUUCUGUUUUGUUGAACUUUUUUCCAUGGCACAUAAGCCACAUGCCUGUGGGCAUUUGUUUCAGAAUAGUCUCACCAGUUAUAACACAUCGUGUUUUAGUAAAAGCAUUGUGGCUUUAGUUGGUGCUUUCAGAGCUGCUGCCUAGGAAGCUAUAAACCCUUGGUUAAAGGAGAAUCGUGGCUUGUUCUCUGUACAGUUAUUUUAUUUAUAUUGUUGUUAAGCUUUGUGGACCAGGUGUUUUCGUUUUGGGGGCAAACCCCUGAGCAGAGAAUCUUGCUAAGCUUUGGCGAUCACCAAAACAGCCUCCGAUAUAUACCAAAGCUUUGACCUGGUUGAGCUCUUGAGUCACAGAAGUUGAUUUUGCACUUAGUUCUUGGGGGUGGGAAUUUACUACAUGACCUCAUUAUUGACUGUUUAACUUAAACAGAUGCUUUAUGGCAUCUGCUUAAGCAUAUGACAUAUAGGAAGAUCAUGGCUGCUCCCAAUGGGUGCUGAUUGAAUGUCACAGGAGGAUGAAAUUGGUUGUGGAUCUGUUUCCUAUGAGAGAAUUCCUGAUUUCUCCAUUAAGCUUGUACAUAACAAUUUUGAUCAUCUUAUCUCUUCAAUUUUGCAUUUUUAUUCAAAUGUUAUCUCCUUUUUUUUUCUUUGGGAAAUAAACUGUCACGUAGCAGGGUCCUUGCUUUAUUCUAACAACAUAUGUACAUGUUUAAAGGAGGUUGUGUAGUUUACAUGUUUCUACACAUUUCAUCUUUAAAAUUCAGAGAGGUUAUAUUUACCUUCUCAAGGCUGGAAAGCAGAGGAAUUGCUCAGUUUCCCAAUUUUCCACCAGAAUAAUAUGUGUAAGUAGGAAAGUAUUAACUACUCACAUACAGUACAUUUGUAUAUAUAUAAAUUGUGUGUUAAAGAGCUGCAUACUGAUUUUCAUAUGUUUGUGAUGUAAAUGUAAUACUACGUGAUAGGCAAAGGCCUCCCUGCAUUUGAGGAGCAGGUUUUCAUUUAUAUGUAUUUUUGGGAUAAAAAAUAAUAAAAUUUGUACAUACA
Molecule: messenger RNA, 2429 nt
Organism: Cynocephalus volans (Philippine flying lemur)
Lineage: Eukaryota; Metazoa; Chordata; Mammalia; Dermoptera; Cynocephalidae
Gene: SNIP1
Product: Smad nuclear interacting protein 1
Exons: 4
Coding region: 42-1235 (397 amino acids)
Biological process (GO): miRNA processing
Cellular component (GO): nucleus
Molecular function (GO): protein binding; mRNA binding
Source: RefSeq, a predicted model, not a curated record